AAGAAGCCUGGUUUCUUGGUCCUUCAUUAUUGGUUUCCUCGUUUCUUGCGACCAGUAUUCCUUCAAGCUGCAAUUUAAGUUCUCAAAUUUACUGGAACAGAGAAGACAAGAUAAAAAGUAUCACAGUCAGCAAUAUGGUGAACUUAAAACAGCUUGGAUGAGGAUAUGAAGAGCACAUGACAAGCUCCCUCCUCAGGGCCCAUACACCAGUGGUCGAGAUUCAAGAAAUCCUGGUUGAAUCAUCAGAAACCCACAAAAUUUAAAUAUGACCAAGGAGAAAGAGCAAAGCACGAGCAUAAUUCCAUAUUAUAAACUGUUUUGCUUUGCCGACUCCUUAGAUUAUCUAUUAAUGUUUCUUGGCUCAAUAUCCGCUGCUGGAAAUGGGAUGUGCAUGCCAGUUGUGACAAUAUUCUUUGGUGAAUUAAUUGAUUCUGUUGGAAACAGCGUGACCAUCACAACUGCAGUAUAUGAGGUUACAGAGGUGUCACUGAAGUUUGUGUACUUAGCUUUGGCAUCAGCUAUGGCAUCAUUCUUCCAGGUUGCUUCUUGGAUGGUCACAGGAGAGCGGCAGGCAGCAAGAAUAAGAAGUUUAUACCUGAAAACGAUAUUGAGGCAGGAUAUUGGCUUUUUUGAUGAUGCAAUUAACACUGGAGAAGUUAUGGCGAGGAUGUCAGGCGACACCCUUCUUAUUCAAGAUGCCAUUGGAGAGAAGGUUGGAAGCUUUAUACAGCAGGUGGCUGCAUUUGCUGGAGGCUUUGUCCUAGCUUUUCUUAAUGGUUGGCUGCUUACGCUUGUGCUGUUAUCUUCAAUUCCACCUCUAGUCAUCUCUGGUGCUAUCUUUCAUAAGCUUGUAGGCAAGCUUGCAUCCCGUGGACAAACUGCCUAUUCAGUUGCAGCCACCGUCGUUGAACAGACAAUUGGCUCAAUAAGAACUGUUGUAUCAUUUACAGGAGAGAAGCAAGCCAUUGCCAGAUACAACAAGUCUUUGUCCAAAGCUUACAAAUCUGGCAUACAAGAAUGCCUGGCUGUUGGCCUAGGAUUUGGCACAUUGAUGUGUAUUUUAUUCUGCACCUAUGGGUUUGCAUUUUGGUUUGGAGGGAAAAUGAUACUUGAGAAAGGAUACACUGCAGGAAAAGUCAUCAACGUAAUUUUUGCUGUUGUUAUUAGCUCUUUGUCUCUAGGGCAGGCAUCUACAUGCUUGAGUGCAUUUGCUGCUGGGCAAGCUGCAGCCUUCAAGAUGUUUGAAGUCAUCAAUAGGAAACCGAAGAUUGAUGCUUAUGACACAAAGGGAAGAAAACUGGUUCAUAUUUUGGGUGAAAUUGAAAUAAGGGAUGUUUAUUUCAGUUAUCCAGCAAGACCCAAAGAACUAAUAUUGAAAGGUUUCUCUCUUUCAAUACCUAGCGGUAAAACUGCAGCUUUGGUCGGACAUAGUGGAAGUGGGAAAUCGACAGUGAUUAAUCUUAUAGAAAGAUUUUAUGAUCCACAGGCUGGUAAAGUUCUUAUAGAUGGUUUUGAUCUGAAACAGUUCCAGAUUAAAUGGAUCAGGCAGAAAAUAGGUCUUGUCAGCCAGGAACCUGUGUUAUUUGCUUCAAGCAUUAGAGACAAUAUUGCCUAUGGAAUGGACAAUGCAACUUCUAAAGACAUAACAGCUGCCGCUAUACUUGCCAAUGCAGCAAACUUCAUCGAUAAAUUGCCUCAGGGACUAGACACAAUGGUUGGUGAGCAUGGAAUUCAGCUGUCUGGGGGACAAAAACAGAGGAUCGCCAUAGCUAGAGCACUUUUAAAAAAGCCAAGAAUUCUACUUCUAGACGAAGCUACAAGCGCUCUUGAUGGAGAAUCUGAGAGGACUGUUCAAGACGCAUUAGACAGAGCUAUGAUCAACCGAACUGUUGUCAUUGUAGCCCAUCGCUUGAGCACUGUAAGGAACGCAGAUUUGAUAGCAGUUAUUGAGCACGGAAAGAUUGUUCAAAAAGGUUCACACGCAGAGCUACUCAAGGAUUGUAAUGGCGUGUACACCCAGCUCCUAAGUUUGCAAGAGAUUGGCAAAGAGAUGGAACAGAAUAUAGUUCAUGAUUCAGAUAUUGGUCCCCAAAUGUUAUCAGCUCCGUUUAAUCUAUUCCUCGGUAGUAGUAAACCAGAAAAGUCAACGCCAAAAUUAAUCAAUGUGCCUACUUCAAAAGCCUCAGAAAAGCCUCGAGAUGUCCCACUUUCUCGCCUAGCGGAUCUAAACCGGCCGGAGAUACCUGUAUUGCUCUUAGGAGCAAUACUGGCAAUGGCCAAUGGUGUAAUAUUGCCAAUUUUUGGCUCUGUGCUUUCUAGUGUAAUCAAAACGUUUUAUGAGCCAGCAGAGGAACUCAAGAAGGAUUCCAGAUUUUGGGCAUUGAUGUUUGUUGUUCUUGGCUUCGCAUCUUUGUUGGCUAACUCGUUGAGCACAUAUUUUUUCGCCGUUGCGGGCUGUAGGUUAAUACAGCGGUUGCGAUCAAUGUGCUUCGAGAAAGUUGUAAACAUGGAUAUAGGUUGGUUUGAUGAACCUGAACACUCAAGUGGUGCAAUUGGAACAAGGCUAUCCACGGAUGCAGUUUCAGUAAGAAGAGUGGUUGGGGACACACUGGCUUUGCUUGCUCAGAGUAUUGCCACAGCAAUCGCUGGCCUGGUCAUUGCUUUUGAAGCAAAUUGGCAACUGGCUCUUGCCAUCCUUAGUUUGCUACCUUUCAUAGGAAUAAGUGGAUAUGCUCAAUUGAAAUCCAUGAAAGGAUUCAGUGCCAAUGCUAAGAAAAUGUACGAGGAAGCAAGCCAGGUCGCGAAUGAAGCAGUUGGCAGUAUUAGGACUGUUGCUUCGUUCUGUGCUGAAAAGAGGGUGGUGCAACAGUACCAACAGAAAUGCCAUGGCCCUGUCAAAGCCGGAAUACGACAUGGAUUGAUUAGUGGCAUAGGUUUUGGAAUAUCAUCCUUCUUUAUGUAUCUUGUCUAUGCUAUCAGUUUUUAUGUUGGAGCCCUUUUAGUUCAUCAUGGCAGGAUAUCGUUCCAUGAGGUUUUUCGAGUCUUUUUCUCUCUUAGUGCAUCAGCUCUCGGGAUCGCUCACUCAAAUUCCAUUGCUCCUGACGCCAGUAAAGCCAAGAUUUCUGUUGCAUCUGUUUUUGAAAUUCUUGACCAGAAAUCCAAAAUAGACUCAAGUCAGAAUUGCGGAAAAAUACUGGAACAUGUCAAGGGAGAUAUUCAGUUUAAGCAUGUCAGUUUCAAGUAUCCGUUAAGGCCUGAAAUUCAAAUAUUCCGAGAUCUUUGUUUGACCAUUCGCUCUGGCAAGACAGUUGCUCUAGUUGGGGAAAGUGGAAGUGGAAAAUCAACAGUUAUAUCAUUAUUGCAAAGAUUUUAUGAAGCUGAUUCAGGUCGUAUCACAUUGGAUGGAAUUGAUAUUCGAAAGUUGCACUUAAAAUGGUUAAGGCAACAGAUGGGUGUGGUGAGUCAAGAGCCUGUCCUAUUCAAUGACAGCAUCCGAGCAAACAUUGCAUAUGGAAAGGCAAGGGAUACAACAGAAGCAGAAAUUAUAGCGGCGGCAGAAUUAGCAAACGCCCACAACUUCAUUUGUAGCUUGCAACAGGUUGAAUUGUAUUCUUUUAUUGUGACCGUGUCACUGACUUGCCUGCGCUUAAUUUCUAGCAUUUGAUUGCGAAAGAUGCAUGCUA
This is a messenger RNA of Durio zibethinus, 3683 nucleotides long. RefSeq names its product ABC transporter B family member 11-like. Lineage: Eukaryota; Viridiplantae; Streptophyta; Magnoliopsida; Malvales; Malvaceae. The record is from RefSeq and is a predicted model, not a curated record. Gene Ontology annotation, biological process: oligopeptide export from mitochondrion. Gene Ontology annotation, molecular function: ATP hydrolysis activity; ABC-type oligopeptide transporter activity; ATP binding. Gene Ontology annotation, cellular component: mitochondrial inner membrane.